Messenger RNA from Actinia tenebrosa (Australian red waratah sea anemone), 1574 nucleotides. RefSeq names its product pyridoxine-5'-phosphate oxidase. Gene Ontology annotation, biological process: pyridoxal 5'-phosphate biosynthetic process; pyridoxine biosynthetic process. Lineage: Eukaryota; Metazoa; Cnidaria; Anthozoa; Actiniaria; Actiniidae. The record is from RefSeq and is a predicted model, not a curated record. Gene Ontology annotation, molecular function: FMN binding; pyridoxamine phosphate oxidase activity.
GCAAGUUUUCUUAUACCAUGCAUCGUCCACUGCAAGCAGAUUCGAUCCACGAUCAACCAACGCAUAUGAUAGUAGUUUGAAAAGCAUUAUCUUCGAAGUUUGAAAAAAUUACCUACGAAUCGGGUCUGUGUCAAGUUUGUUUCUGCGUAACUUUUCGACUCAACAAAUCAUGUUACGAAAAGAAGAGGUCGCGUCCAUGAGAAUCGACUACAAGACCGAGGGGUUCAGCGAGGACGAUCUUGUAGCAAAAGAACCAAUGAAACAAUUCGAUGUGUGGUUUAAGAUGGCCCGUGAAUCAAAGGAUAUCCAAGAGGCUAAUGCUAUGGUUCUGUCGACGUGUGGAAGUGAUGGACAGCCGUCUGCUCGAACAGUUUUGAUGAAAAAUUAUGAUGAUCAAGGAUUUACAUUUUUCACAAAUUUUACAAGUACCAAAGGAAAACAACUGAUGGAAAACCCUAAAGCAUGCCUGCUUUUCUACUGGCCACCACUACAUAGACAGGUUAUCAUUAAAGGCACAGCUGAAAAAGUAUCUGAUGAAGAGGCUACUGAAUAUUUUCAUUCUAGGCCAAGAGGCAGUCAGAUAGGAGCCUGUAUCAGCAGACAAAGCACUGUCAUCCCUUCAAGAGAGGUUCUUAGUGAAAGAGAAAAGGUUUUGAAAGAACGAUAUGCAGAUGAAAGUAUUCCUGUUCCCAAACCAGAUUAUUGGGGUGGUUUCCUAGUUAGACCAGAAAGUAUAGAAUUCUGGAAUGGACAAACAAGCAGACUUCAUAAUAGAAUACGAUUCCGUAAACUCAUUCCCAAUGAGGAGAUUGAUAGCAAACUAACUAAAUUAGGAACCAAUGGCUGGGUAUAUGAAAUGCUAUCUCCUUGAUCUCUUCCUUUUAUUUUCUAAUAAUUAUGUAGUCCCAGAAAAUAUCCAUGCCCCACCUACGGAGGAAAUUGGAAAUUUUGGAGGGGAGGGGGGGGUCAAAGAAAGAACAAAUUAUUAGAGUAUUUAUGGAAGAAAAUUGGGGGUAUGGGGGCCCCUUUACAAAUUCCUCCAUAGUAGGGGUAUUGCGUAUGGAUAUUUAAUUAUGGAUCUACACUUGGUACAUGUAUUUUAGAUCUAUUUUGAAGGGAUUGACAGAGCGAACAUAGGCCUUUAAUAAGAUAAAAUGCUGUAGCAGCAUUUGAAGGUUUAGUGAUAGAAAUUUUCCUUUUAUAUUGAACCAAAAAACAAAGUCCCUGUUACGGUGCUUUAACUUGAUUAGCAAUCAAUUAGUUAAUCUUGGGACAAAUGUUGGAGCCGUUUGUCAGAGCCUAAGUAUUUAAAAAGGGAAAUUCAAAUGAAAUAAUAUGCUGCAGGUCUAACAAGCGUGUUGUCAUUUUAUUGUACACUUUGUGAUUGAUUAUUAGACUGCACCUAUAUAAUUCUGCUAAAAACGUCCCCGAUUUGCACAAGUUUAUUUUUAUUCUUCGAUAAAUAACUAUUACUAUAAUUUAUCUUAAACUGAAAUGAAAGUUGUACAUUACAAUGUAGAAUAUGAUGUAUUGUUAUGUGAUGGAAACUUAAAAGUAAAAUUAAUGGCUUUUGA